This is a messenger RNA of Melopsittacus undulatus (budgerigar), 5816 nucleotides long. RefSeq names its product proline rich 12 (gene PRR12). The transcript has 14 exons. Lineage: Eukaryota; Metazoa; Chordata; Aves; Psittaciformes; Psittaculidae. The record is from RefSeq and is a predicted model, not a curated record. Bases 20 to 5668 code for a protein of 1882 amino acids.
UACAUCCGGUACCGCCCCCAUGGACCGGAACUACCCCGGGGCCGGGUUCGGGGACCCGCUGGGGGCCGGGCCCGGGUGGAGCUACGAGCGCUCGGCCAAGGCCAGCCUCGUGUACGGGGGGUCCCGGGCGCCCCACGCGGAGCCGGAGCUGCUCCCCCGGCAGCCAUACGGAGCCCCCCACCCACUGCAGGGCUACGGCCCCAACCACCACCCCACAGGGCUCCCAGGCCUGUUUGAGCCAGGCCUGCACCACGCGGGGGCUGCGGCUCCGGACGCCUCCGUCAUGAACCUGAUCUCGGCGCUGGAGCCAAGGCCCCAACCGGGUCCGGCUGCAUCAUCCCUGCUCUCCCAGUUCCGCAGCCCCUCCUGGCAGACUGCCAUGCACACCCCAGCCCCAGCCGAACUCUUCAUCUCCGGCGCCCUCCCCGGCUCCGGCACCUUCCCAGCAUCCUCAGCGCUCGGCGCUUACCAACACCCGGCUCCAUUCCCGGCACGGAGCUUCCCAGUGAGCUCUGCCCUCAGCCUCCCGGAGCCUCCAUUCAGCCCCGGUUCCAACGGGCUCCUGUCCCCCCAUGAUCCUCUGCUCCACAUCAAACCGGCUCAAGCUCCGGUGCCGCCGCCGCCGCCACCUCCACCGCCACCUCCACCGCCUCCACCGCCGGCUCUAGGCUUCGAGCGCUUGGGCACCGCGGUGCUGGGCUCGGCGUUACCGGCACAGAGCCCAGCUUACCGCGGCGCUGCCGGAGCCUCCCAGUUCAACCUGCUGUCGGCGCCGCUGGCGGAGCAGCCGGCUCAGCUCUAUAACACCUCCGUGUUCGGCAGCGCCGGCGAGCGCGCGGUGCCGCGCCAGGACAGCGUCAUCAAGCACUACCAGCGCCCCGGUGCUGCCCAGGCCCAUGGGCUGCAGCAUUACCUGAGCUGUGGGGGCAGCUACCAACAGCUCCCCCCGCACCGAGGGGCUCUAUCCUGCAGCCCAUUGGGGGAGCAGAGCCCGGCCAGCACCGAAGCCUCCCAACAGGCGGCCAAGGGAGCGGCGCCGCGGCCGGAGCCGGCGCAGAGCUACCGACCCAUCAUCCAAUCCCCUGCCUAUUCCAGCGGCAACGGCACCGGCUCCGGCACCAACGGCGCCGGCACCAAGUCCAAGAGCUACUCGGCGGCGCGGCAAACACCGCGCUCCACAGCCACCCCCAAGUGCCAAAGCAGCUUCAGCACCAGCACCCCCAAAGCCAGCUCCGUCAUCUCCAGCCAUUCUCCAGCCUAUUCGCCCUUGGCUAUGGGGCCGGGUGGGGGUUAUGGGGCCAACGCUCCGGCCCCGCAGCCCAGCUCCGGCUUCAGCAGCGCCCAAGGUGGGGACUUGGGGGGCAAAGGCACCGGGUAUCCCCCUCCCAGUGCCGGGGGGCAAAGUGGGGGCCCCCCUUGUGUGGGGCAAGGCCAGGCCUUCUCCCCGGAGCAGCUCCAAGCGCUUCCCUAUGGGGUGCAGGCGGAAGUGGGCUCCUUAUCCUAUAGCACCGGGCACUCCCCGGCUGUGCCGGCACCGCUGCCCUAUAGCCCUGCUCCCAGCAUCCGGCCCCUGCAGUCACCGCCGGCACCGCGGCCACAGAGCGGGACCUCACCGGGGCAAUCCCAGAAGUACCUGGGGUCUGUGCUCUCACCUUCCUUUAUGGCACCGGGAUAUGGGGCAGGAGGAGGAGGAGGAGGAGGAGCAGGAACACCGGGAACACCGGGACCGACCCCAUCGGCGCUGGAGCGACCUCCGACCUUCGGCAAAGCCGCCGGCAAAGGGGACGCGGAGCUGCUGGGGACGGAUCGGAGCGAGGACGAGGACUUCCUGAUCCAGCAUCUCCUGCAGGCCCCCAGCCCCCCCCCUCCAUCGCGGGGGGAGUCCUUGGGGGGGUGCGAGGAGCGCGGCGCCGGCACCAAGAGCAUGGGGGGGGGUUAUGGCAGCCUGGGCAAGGCGGAGGAGCGGUACCAGCUCCAGAGCGUUAUCCGGCCCAACUCCAACCUGGAGGCUCCGGCGGCCUUGGAAUUGGCUCUGUUGAAGGAGAAGAAGAAGCCGGAGCGGGGCAAGGAUUACCGGAGCGCCGGCGGCUCCGGAGAGGGGCUGGCGGCCACCUCCGUGGUGCACUACGGGCACCAAGCGCCGGCUAUGGACUCCUAUGGGCAAGAGCUCAAGAAGCCGGGGGGCAAGGAGAUGGGGCAGGGCCACGGUUACAUGGCCAAGACCCCCGAGCACGGGCGCCUGGUGCCGGAGCCCCCCCCUCUGGAGCCACAUGGACUCCUCCUGGAGCCGGCUCCGGAGCUGGGAGCGGUGCAAGUGCCGGGGGGGGCCGCGGGGCUGCUGCCGUCGGUGCUGACCCACACCCAGAGCCAGCUCCAUCCCCGCACCAAAGCCCGUUCCCAGCUCGAUGUCCACCUCCUGGAGCAGCAGCGGAUGCCUCCACCGCCACCACCACCGGCUCCACCGGCACCACCGGCUCCACCGCCGGCCCCACCGGCUGCCCCCUCCCCACAGAUGCUCCUGGACGCCCAUCACCUGCACCAGGCCCACGUGCGCGGUCAAGGCUUGGAGGCUCCGGCGCCGUUGCCACCGGAGCCUAUGGAGGUGCUGCCGGCUCCGCAAGAGAUCCAGGACUUCCUAGAGCCUCCGUUGGGGUUGGAGCCUCAUCUGGGCCAACCCGGAGGGGUCCAGGGGCCCCCGGGGCACCUGUUGGACCCGGAUGGUGGAGCCCCAGCGGUGGCACCGGCACCAUUGGAAGCCAAGGACCAGUUUGCCGAAGGGGGGAGCCCGGCCGGGGGCAAGAACCGGUUUGUGCCAUUGACUUCCAUCUGCUUCCCGGAUGCUCUCCUGCAGGAUGAGGAUAGAGGCUUCUUCCCUGGCAUGGAGGACAUGUUCGGACCAGCACCUGAGGACUUCCCUAAGGGGACAGAGGAGGAGGAGGAGGAAGGAGCAGGGGGGUUAGAGCCGCGCGGUGAAGGCUUAAAGCCCCCUCCAUAUGACAUGGGGCAGCCUUACCCCCCCUUCUGCCCCACACAAGGGCCUCCGGGUGAUGCCUCAUCCUUGGCAUUGGAGCAUCCCAAGCACGAGCUGCCCUCUACGGUCAACACGGAGCCCUUGGGGCUGAUCCAAGGCACCGAGAGCACCAAACCCCCCCUGCCCACCCCCCUCUUCUGCUCCUCCAAGCCCAAGAAGCUCCUCAAGACCUCAUCCUUCCACCUGCUCCGCAAGCGAGACCCAUUCCCGGCCCCAAAGAAAACCUAUGCCCAGGAAUACGAGUUCCAGGACGACGAGGACAAAGCCGACGUCCCAGCCGACAUCCGGCUCAAUAGCCGGCGCCUACCGGACCUGCUGCCCGACCUCAUCUCCAGCUGCCGCGCUCGGCCCCCCCCGCUCAGCCCCAUCCACACCGGGGACCCCUUGGCCUUCCCCCCCCAGCCCCAUAGCGGCUCCCACCCCACGGCGCCCAAGAAGAGAGGCAGGAAACCCACCAAGCCCAAGAGGGAAGGGCCCCCCCGGCCCAGGGGGAGGCCCAGGAUCAGGCCCCUACCGGAGCCCCCCCCGCCGGCUCCGUCGCCGCUGCCCCAUGGGCUCCUCCUGCCCCAUCCCGAUGCGGCCAAGAGGCCUCGGGGCAGGGGAAGGGGCCGGGGCAGGAAGGGGGGGGAGGAAGGAGGAGAUGGGAAUGGGAUGGAGGCGCUGAAGCCGCUCAAGCUCAAACUGGCCAUGCCCAAGGGCUCGGAAGCUCCGUUACCACCGGAUGGAUCCCUCGGCAUUCCCGUUGUGCCGGCUCCGGAUCCGGCUCCUGCCGACGCUUCCCAAAGCCGGGAACGCAUCAAGCAGAAGAUCAAGGAGGUAGAGGAGAAGCAGCCGGAGAUGAAGUCAGGAUUCAUGGCUUCAUUCCUGGACUUCCUCAAAGCCGGCAAGCGCCAGGCAGGACCCCCCAGUGCCGCCAGCCCCACCAAGAGCCACCGCGGCUCCACCAGCACCACCAGUGCCACCAGCAGCACCCAUCCCUUCGGCAUGGGGGGACCCAUCCUGGCCGGAAGCCUGGAGGGGCCGGAGGGUGAUGGUUUGGUUAUGGCAUGUCCCAGCCCAUGCAAGAGGCUGGAUGAGGAGCUCAAGAGGAACCUGGAGACGCUCCCGUCCUUCUCCUCGGAUGAGGAGGACUCGGUGAGCAAGAACCAGGACCUACAGAAGAGCAUCUCCUCGGCCAUCUCGGCCCUAUAUGAUCCCAGUGACCGCAAGGAUCCCGAGCCGGCCGGAGCCUGCGCCUCGGAGCCGGCGUCGCCGCGGCACCAAGGGGGGGGCCCCGGGGCUGGGGCAGGGGGGGGGUCCCCGGAGGAGGCUCAGGACCCGCGGGCUCUGCACCUGGCCCAGAAGCAGGAUGCGGCCGCAGUGUGCGGGGACACCGACGAGGAGCAGGACGGGAGUGGGGGGGAGGGGAUCUACCGAGAGCGGGAUGAGUUCGUGGUGCGGGUGGAGGAUGUGGCGGCGCUGAGGCUGGCGCUGCAGACAGGCCGGGAGCCCCCCCCGAUCUGGCGCGUGCAGAAAGCUCUGCUGCAGAAAUUCACCCCUGAGAUCAAGGACGGACAGAGGCAGUUCUGUGCCACCAGCAACUACCUGGGUUACUUCGGGGAUGCCAAGCACAGAUACCAGCGACUGUACGUCAAGUUCCUGGAGAACAUCAACAAGAAGGAUUAUGUGCGAGUGUGUUCCCGGAAACCCUGGCACCGACCCCAGGCGGGAAGGCGCCAGCCCCACCCCAAACCCAACACCCCCAAACCUCCCCCCACCCCCAAAUCCGACCCCCCCGAGAAGCCUCCUCCCCCUCCCCCCCCCCGGGCCGAGCGCCCCCCCAAAGCCGAGCCCAUCCCCCCCCCCCGCCCCCCCGCGCCGGCCGCGGGGGGGGCCCCCCCCAAGGCUCCUCCCCCCCCCCCACCUCCCCAAGCCCCCCCCAAGGCCAAGGCCCCCAAAGGGCCCAAGGUGAAGGCUGAGCCCCCCCCCAAGAAGAGGAAGAAGUGGCUGAAGGAGGCGGCCACGUCCUCGGAGUCUGAGUCCAGCCCCGACCCCCAGAGUGAGGAGGAGCGGGCCCCCCCCGGGCGGGUGCUGAACACAAGGGCCAUGAAGGAGAUGUACCGCAGCUAUGUGGAGAUGCUGGUGAGCACUGCGCUGGACCCCGACAUGAUCCAGGCGCUGGAGGACACCAAUGAUGAGCUCUAUCUGCCCCCCAUGCGCAAGAUCGAUGGGAUCCUCAAUGACCACAAGAAGAAGGUUCUCAAGAGGGUGACACUCAACCCCUCCCUGCAGGAGGCGCUGCACACGUUCCCACAGCUGCAGGCAGAGCCAGGGGAGGCUCUCGUGAGGCUGCGCCCGGGGGGGGACCCCUACAACAGGAAAACCCUCAGCAAGGUCAAGCGCAGCGCGGCCAAGCCCCAGGAGUUCAAGGUGGAGGUGGACAAAUCCUUCCUGUGCACCCUGUACCACUCCCUGCACCACUACAAGUACCACACGUUCCUGCGCUGCAAGGACGAGACGACAGCGAUCGAGGGCCGUGCCGAGGACCUUGGCCAGGAGGAGGUGGUUCAGCUCUGCAUGGGCAACCAGGCCUGGCUCGAGCGCCUCUUCCACUCCUUCAGCGAGCUCCUGGCCCAGGCUCGCGCCUCCUGCGCCUGAGGACCCCCCCGUGGGGGGGGGACAUGGACUCAUCCAUGGGACCCCCCCCCCCUUGCCAUGGACACGGGCGCAACCAACUCGGAGGGAGAGACUCAACCAGGAUGGGGGGCGAGCGAUGGGGACAUGGACACAACCAUGGGGACACCCC